AUGUCGCUGGAAGAUAGUUUCAAGAAGAGCGCAGCCAAGCGCCGCAAGGAAUAUGACAUUAUUUACGAGCAGCUCCCAGUGCUGCUAGAGAAGAUGGACAUUCUAUUUCCUACGGGGAAGAAGACGGAAAGCUCCGAGCCGGAGAACAAAUCUGAAACAAAGAAGGUUGUCGCCCCGCUGCCAGCCGUGACGCCGGAGGAAAUAGGGGAGGGCUACAAGGAUCUGGAGGAGAGCAUCAAGGGAUUCAUCAAGGAUCUGGACGAUGCCGAGAAGGAGACCGAAGGCACGAGCCAGGCGGCAACGCCACCUUCAUCAGUGGAAGACGAGUGA
This is a messenger RNA of Miscanthus lutarioriparius, 330 nucleotides long. NCBI's taxonomy places the organism in Eukaryota, Viridiplantae, Streptophyta, Magnoliopsida, Poales, Poaceae. The record is from the annotation of a GenBank genome assembly.